Messenger RNA from Coregonus clupeaformis (lake whitefish), 3733 nucleotides. RefSeq names its product transcription factor Sox-8-like. The transcript has 3 exons. Bases 285 to 1700 code for a protein of 471 amino acids. Gene Ontology annotation, cellular component: nucleus. Gene Ontology annotation, biological process: negative regulation of transcription by RNA polymerase II; neural crest cell development; morphogenesis of an epithelium. NCBI's taxonomy places the organism in Eukaryota, Metazoa, Chordata, Actinopteri, Salmoniformes, Salmonidae. The record is from RefSeq and is a predicted model, not a curated record. Gene Ontology annotation, molecular function: DNA-binding transcription factor activity, RNA polymerase II-specific; RNA polymerase II cis-regulatory region sequence-specific DNA binding.
CCAACCUCUGCACUCAUAGUGAAGACUGCUGCGUCCAGAACUGUACCACCCCUGACAGCACAGGACAGGACCGAAGAAAAACAAACAAACAAAGAAAGGGAAAACAACAGAGUUUUUGUUUUUGUUGAUGCUGUCAAGGAGUCUACCUAACAUGGUUCAGCGUGCGUAAAAUGCGCAAUCGUUCUAGCUCAUUAUUUUCACUUAAAUAGUCGGCGACGCUUUAAAAAAGAAAUCAACAACACUAAAGUAUUUACAUCGGAUUUAAUCAUUUUGAGGCUGACCAAAUGUUAAAAAUGACCGCAGAGCAUGACAAGUCCAUCAGCGACCCGCCGUGUAGCCCGGCGGGGACUACCAGCUCCAUGUCGCAGGAUGACUCCGACUCGGAUGCACCCUCGUCGCCGACGGGAUCAGAUGGACACGGAUCACUGCUUGCUGGUAUAGGAAAGAAACUGGACGGCGAGGAUGAUGACAGAUUCCCAGCCUGCAUACGUGACGCGGUGUCGCAGGUUCUCAAGGGAUACGACUGGUCCCUCGUCCCCAUGCCGGUGCGGGGAAAUGGCUCGCUGAAAAAUAAACCCCAUGUCAAAAGACCGAUGAACGCGUUCAUGGUGUGGGCGCAAGCUGCGCGCAGAAAGCUCGCGGACCAAUACCCUCAUCUGCACAACGCCGAACUGAGCAAGACUUUGGGGAAGCUAUGGCGCUUACUAUCAGAGAAUGAGAAGCGGCCAUUCGUGGAGGAAGCGGAGAGGCUUCGGGUGCAGCACAAAAAAGAUCACCCCGACUACAAGUACCAGCCUCGGCGUAGGAAGAGUGUGAAACCUGGGCAGAGUGACUCAGACUCUGGUGCGGAGCUGGGGAAUCAAAUGUACAAGGCUGAACCAGGAUUGUUGGCGGGCAUAGCCGAUGGACACCACCACCCUGAACAUGCAGGCCAACCUCAUGGUCCACCCACACCCCCCACCACCCCCAAAACAGACCUGCACUACGGGGGCAAACAGGACAUGAAGCACGAGGGACGGCGCCUGCUGGACAGCGGCCGACAGAACAUAGACUUCAGCAACGUGGACAUCUCCGAGCUCAGCACCGACGUCAUCAGCAACAUGGAAGCCUUCGACGUGCACGAGUUUGACCAGUAUCUACCACUCAACGGCCAUGCCUCCACCGCUGGCGCAGGUGUGGACCACCAUGGCCACCAUGGACCAAACCUGGCGUCUGGCGCCGGCUCGUAUACAUCAUACAGCCAUGCCACAGUGAACAGCGCCAUUUGGAGCCGCAAGAGUGCCGCCAUGUCUGCCUCUUCCUCAACUUCUAGCGAGGCGGUCCCACAGCACCGGGCCCACAUCAAGACGGAGCAGCUGAGCCCCAGCCACUACAGCGGGGACAGUCACUCCCACAGCUCCCCCUCCCACUCAGAAUACUCCCACUCCUACACAGCCCAGACCUGCGUGACAUCAUCCGCCGCUGCAGCUGCAGCCUCCUUCUCCAGCUCUCAGUGUGACUAUACAGACCUCCAGAGCUCCAACUAUUACAACCCCUACUCAGGCUACCCUUCCAGCCUGUACCAGUACCCCUACUUCCACUCCUCCAGAAGGGCGUACCACGGGAGCCCCAUACUCAACAGUUUGUCCAUUCCCCCCACCCACAGUCCCCCCACAUCCAACUGGGACCAGCCGGUGUACACCACCCUAUCCAGACCGUAGGUGACUGUUCAUGUAAAAGGACCAUCCAUUACUCACCAGGAACAUGUUCAUCAAUAUGUUUUGCAACGGACAACAAAGAUGACCACUUCUUAUUUGACAAGUCCAAGUAGUCCCUCCCCUUAUUGUUUGUCUGGUGCCCAAUGAACAUGACCAAGGUCUCAUGGAAAUGUGAGAACUAGAGGAAGAGGAUCGGAGGGUGCUAGGCUACCCCCAUGCCAAUUUGAACAUGAAGUGAAAUAGAAAAAUAAUUGAAGUGCCUGCUGUUUUUAUACAAAGCUUUUUCGUUUGAGCUUACCCAUGGAAAGACAGAAAGACUGACUUUGACACAGAAAUCAAGUCAAAGGCGAACCAAAAUUCCUCUGUGAGGAGUCGGACAUCCCCCCCGCCCCACACACACACACAUCUAGUACAGCCACGCCUUUUUUCAAGUUCAGGGUUGUGUUCAUUAGUGCACACAAUGGAAACGUUUAAAGACGUUUUGCAACGGGAAAUGAGCAUUUCUUAUUUCUUCUGUUUGGUGCCUAAUGAAUACGACCCAGGUCUGCACAUGUUGUUGUGUUGUGUGCACCAUUUGAGCCAGCAGCGUGCAGGCCUGCCAUGGACUUGUGUAGGAGAGAGAGGGCAUAACGGUUAGGCCCAAGUCCUUUGAGAAGCAGAUGGAGAAACAGAUACUUUUGGAAUGAAGCUCUGGGAUUAAUGAUGUGUUUUCACAGGCUGAAUCCCAAAUGCCACCCUAUUCCUUUUAUAGUGCACUACUUUUAACCAGGGCCCUUAGGGCUUUGGUCAAGUAGUGCACUACAGUACGAGGCCGAGCUGUAUAACUUAAAUAUGCACACAUAUAUUUACAUCAGUGGACCAGUCUUAAUUCAGUUGUUCAUUUAUAUUCUUAAAUGUUCAUGUUGUUGUUAUUUUGACGUUAGAAAUAUCUUAAAUAUGUAUUUAUGUUCAUUACGUUAUUUUCCUUUUUGUUUCCGAUUUAUUCGUUAAACACUAGUAACAAAGGAGGGGUAUAUCUCAAUGUCUUUCGGAUGAAAAUGGGUGGAUGGUGGAUCUAAGUACAGUAGAAAUUCUAUGACACAUUACUACAUUUUAUAGCACCAUUCCCUAGACGACCAAUAACAAACAUUGUCUCCAUUCCAAGUUGCGGGACAGCAAAGUGGGACCAAUAGAACAGCUCUAUUUGAAUAUCACAUGAUGCAACAGAUACCAAUAGACCAAUAGAAUGCCACCUGAUCCAACAGGUGCCUGGAAGCUAUGCUUGGCCAAUUGCGAUUAGUCAUGAUGUGGGGUUAAAGGAAGUGGGGUAAGAUAACACCAGACACACUGAGUAACGCGUCAGCUGGACUCAUGCAGACAAGACGACACACAGAUGUGUGUGUGUGUGUGUGUGUGUGUGUGUUUGUGUGUGUGUUGUCUUAGGGGACCAAGCAUGAACAUGUAAGGACAGAACAGUUGUUUUGAUUGACUAAGCAGCACACUGUACUGUUAUCUGAGCUAAACAGGGUCACCGUAAGCUUACAAAGAAAAACUGAGAGUCUUCUUAUUCACUAUGACAGAAUGCAUGUGAGACCGUUUAUGUGUGUGCAUUGGGUCAAUUCCUCAGAAGUCAUAAGAUGCCAAUUCACUGUAACCCUGUUUACAUGUGCAGAAUAUAUUUGUGCCUUCUAAUGCUUUAUCUUAAUUUCCGAAUUGGAUUAUUAACAAACUUCAUGCAACAUACACUACAAUCAGUAAUCCACACUACAGAAUCAAAUAAUUAAUCUCUACGGAAUCUUCAUUUGGUGCCGUUUGUAACAGCCUCAAUGUCUGUUCAAUUUCUCUGUGAUUAGUUGAGAUUUAAAGGUACAGAGCACCAUACUCUACUUUAUGUCCACAGAAUGCAGUGUUUUUCUUUAUAUUAUCGCAGUGUAUGUUUUUAAUGACUAAGCUGUGAACCAUGUUGUCAUCUAUUAACUAGGUCAUCCACACGCCACAGCUAAACCAUUUGCUGGCCAUUUCUGUGUAAAUAAAUAAAAAAGAACUUUUCUCAUUGA